Molecule: messenger RNA, 1928 nt
Organism: Phragmites australis (common reed)
Lineage: Eukaryota; Viridiplantae; Streptophyta; Magnoliopsida; Poales; Poaceae
Product: phenolic glucoside malonyltransferase 1-like
Exons: 2
Coding region: 325-1692 (455 amino acids)
Source: RefSeq, a predicted model, not a curated record
UACACUGAAAUCGACUGUACUACCGCGCAUUGUCAGCAUCACGACACCAAGAUGUCAUGCCAAGAAUUACAAGACUUUCUCUACCAUACAUGCGUGAAAUUUCCAUAAAAAAGAUCACUCAAAAAAAUAUCACCCUGCAAAAGAAGGCAAACAGGUCGCCACCCCUCUGAGCAAGCACCUACAUUUUCUUCCUUUCUUUACCUUGAGCUUGAAUCCCUCGGCGCUCGACGAUCUCUCAAGCUGAGCAAAAUCAAAGGCGCCGGCGCCGCCACCCCCCGCCAAGCGCCCACCACUGCAACAACCUGUAGCUUGUUCCUCGCCGCCAUGCCACUAUCGGUCACGAUCCUCGAGGAGGCCCGCGUCGCCGUGCCGGCCACUGCCGGGCUGCCGGCGGAGCCGAUCCGGCUGUCCGCGCUGGACGCGCAGUGGGUCACGAUCCCGCUCAUCCAGCGCCUGCUCAUCUUCGUCGACGGCGCCGGCAGCCGCGGCAUCCCGCCUUUUGCGUCCGUCGUGGCCGCCCUCCGCCAGUCGCUGGCGGAGACUGUCGCGCGGUUCCUCCCGCUGGCGGGGAGGCUCGUGCACCUGCCGUCCACGGGCGACGCCGCAAUCGACUGCACCGAGCGCGGCGUGGCCGGCGGGGUCAGGUUCAUCGUCGCGGAGAGCGACGGCGCCGACGCGGCACGCCUCGCGGGGGACGCGGACCACGACGCGGAGGCGUUCGGUCGGCUCGUGCCCGUGCUCGAUGCCGGCCAGCUCCCAGCGGAGACGAUGGCCGCGCAGGUCACGCGGCUGCAGGGCGGGCUUGCUGUCAGCGUGGCGCUGCACCACGCCGUGGUCGACGGCCGGUCCGUAUGGAGGUUCCUGGAGGCGUGGGCGGCGGCGUGCCGCGGGGAAGGGGACGCGGACGCGGCCGCCGCGCCGCCGACGUUCGACCGCGCGGCGAUCAAGCUUCCCGGCGGCGAGGAGCUCGCUAGGAGCGUGCUGCGGCGGUACGCGCCCGAUUUGCCAGUGGCCCCCAUGGCGGCGUUGCUCGUCCACCCGAUCCUCUUCCGCCGGACGUUCACCAUCACCGCGCAGAAGAUGCUCCGGCUGAAGCAGCGCAUCGCCGACUUCUCGCCGGUGCAGCAGGCCGCCGCCAUGCCGUCCAGCUUUGUCGCCGUCGCGGCGCUGGCGUGGGUGUCAUUCGUCUGCGCCAAGCACCCGGACACCGUCUCCCCGGACGACGAUGUCUACCUCUUCUUCUUCGCCGACUGCCGCGCGCGCCUGAACCCGCCCCCGGGGGAGCGCUACUUCGGGACGUGCAUCACCGGGUGCCUCGCCAAGGCGACCGCGCGGGACCUCCUCGCGGAAAGCGGGGUGGCGCGCGCCGCGGCCGCAGUGGCGGAGGAGGUACGGCGCGCGGCGGAGGAGCCGCUGGCCAUGUGGGAAUGGAUGGACAUUCUGUCGUGGAUACCCCUGGACCGGCUGGUGAACAUGGCCGGGUCGACGAGGUUUCCGGCCUACGAGGCGGCCGACUUCGGGUGGGGUCCGCCCGGCAGGACGGAGCUGGUCACCAUGCACCACAACGGGCAGGUAGUGCUCGUCGCCGGAAAGAAGGACGGCUCCGGCGCCGGAGCCGUGCAGGCGUCCGUGGCGAUUGUCCCAGCGCACAUGGAGGCGUUCAAGUCGCACUUCCUGAGCUACCUCGGCUGAUGUCCAGUUCGAAUUGGAUCCAUAAACAUUGUUCUUCCAUGGACAUCGAUCACGAGUUAUCAUGUUUCAAACGAUUAUCUGUCAGAAAAUGUAAUAAAGAUCUGUCGUACAUGCCAACAGAGAUUGCAAUUUGUUUUUCUUUUUUUGGAAAUCAACAGAGAAUGCAGUUGAUAUGUCACUCUUUUUACCCCUUUUAUUAAGGACAUCAGGACAUACCACUCUCCAAAGCAAUUUAC